CCCCGCGAUCGCCCGUGAUUGAGCCGAUGAUACUGGGGAUUUUUUCUAGGUAGACCCAUUAUCAAGACCAUUUCAACCUCACAGCGGGCGACCAUGAACACGGCACCGACAUCUCGACUGGGCCAAUUGCCUAGCUACGUACGGAUAUGGGUGCGACACGGCCACUUUGGCAAGAAGAAGAAGGGCCUGGGCUUCCCUCCACCUGAAGGUCAUGGCGAGGACAUCUGGGUAUUCGGACACAGAAGGACAGAUCAGAUUAUUUACAGCUUUAACAAGACGCUCGAUGGCUUCCACGAUCUCAAGCAGCUCCCAUUCAAUGGCAAGAAGACAAAGCCUCCCAAGCUCCGCAAAGACUACUGGUCACCCUUUGCCCACAUUGCUUUCCCCGCCGGUCAAGGCUCCAUCGGUCGUUCCGUCUUCCAAAAACUGCGCGAGUUGAAGCACCUGCACGAGGUGGCCUGGGAUAACGAAUUCCGAUACAAGCGCCCCGAGGAGUUUACCACCGCCGACCGCAAGCGAAUCGCAGAGGAGGAGGAGAAGGGCAACAAGAACUAUCGGCCCAUCCGCACAAAAGAAGAGCGUGGUAUCGCCCUCAACGCCCAAAAGCCAAAUUCGAUUGCCGAUAUAGCUACAGUCUUGAGCGGUGCUGGUCGUGGCAACAAGAUUGUUCUGUCUGAAGAUGCCGAGGACGCCGAGAAGAAACUCCUGGGUGUGACUGUGAGCUGGGCGAAUGAUCUGGAUAAGGAGUACGCCCAAGAAUGGACGAACAACGUCACACACGGACUGUUCGAGAAGCCAACCUAUGUCUCGAAGCCUUUAGAGUCAGUGGUCGAAGAGGCCCCUCAAGAGCAAGAAAAGGCCUAGACUAUCGGAAGAAGAAUUCGGGACUAAAAAGGAGAGCGGAUUAAAGAUCGCAUCUUCAAGGACGCCGAGGUAUCAUCUACAAAGUCAGCAUAGGUGUUUCCCCGUUCAAAUGUAUAAAAACAUGUAUUUUGAGCUUCAUCAAUACGGGACUACCGUUGGAGAACUGAUGUCAGCAAGCGGUUGAAAUCCGACAAGACAUUAUUCACGACAGAGUUGGCAAAAUAGAUGUAGAUGUUUGUAUAUAUUCAUCAAGUGGCA
This is a messenger RNA of Fusarium graminearum PH-1, 1122 nucleotides long. RefSeq lists its product as uncharacterized. Gene Ontology annotation, biological process: positive regulation of mitochondrial DNA replication; DNA recombination. The record is from RefSeq and is a predicted model, not a curated record. Gene Ontology annotation, molecular function: DNA strand exchange activity; structural constituent of ribosome; single-stranded DNA binding. The transcript is spliced from 2 exons. Gene Ontology annotation, cellular component: nucleus; mitochondrial large ribosomal subunit. Lineage: Eukaryota; Fungi; Ascomycota; Sordariomycetes; Hypocreales; Nectriaceae. The coding region runs from base 94 to 864 and encodes 256 amino acids.